AUGAGAGAUGAUGGGAAUUUUGCCAUCUGCGACCUCCUGAGAUACAGCACGAUCCUCACCAAUAAGAUGACAGCCGUCCCGGGCAUAGUCAUCAUAGUCCGGACUUUGGUGUCUGUGACUCCUUUUAGAGCCCUUAUCCUGAGCCUUCCUUUCUGUGAUGUCCAGAUCAUCCCCCACACCUAUGGUGAACCCCUGGGUUUGGCAAAGUUGGCUUGUGCCAGUAUUAAGGUCAGUGUUAUCUAUGGCUUGAUUGUUUUUUCCAUGGGAUAUAUUGACCUUUCUGUGACUGGAUUUUCCUAUGUCCAAAUCCUCAGAGCAGUCUUCUACCUCCCGUCCUGGGAUGCCCGCCUCAAGGAACUCAGGACAUUUGGCUCCCAUGUCUGCUUAAUGUUGACCUUCUACCUGCCAGCACUCUUCUCCUUCAUGACACACUGCUUUGGCCACAACAUCCCUCAUUAUAUCCACAUACUUCUGGCCAAUCUAUAUGUGGUUUUUCCCCCUGCCCUUAACCCUGUAAUCUAUGGGGUCUGGACAAAGCAGAUAUGA
Messenger RNA from Balaenoptera ricei (Rice's whale), 546 nucleotides. Its product is annotated as olfactory receptor 52E5. Gene Ontology annotation, biological process: G protein-coupled receptor signaling pathway. NCBI's taxonomy places the organism in Eukaryota, Metazoa, Chordata, Mammalia, Artiodactyla, Balaenopteridae. The record is from RefSeq and is a predicted model, not a curated record. Bases 1 to 546 code for a protein of 181 amino acids. The transcript has 2 exons. Gene Ontology annotation, cellular component: membrane. Gene Ontology annotation, molecular function: olfactory receptor activity.